This is a messenger RNA of Leptidea sinapis, 5588 nucleotides long. RefSeq lists its product as uncharacterized. NCBI's taxonomy places the organism in Eukaryota, Metazoa, Arthropoda, Insecta, Lepidoptera, Pieridae. Gene Ontology annotation, molecular function: poly(ADP-ribose) glycohydrolase activity. Gene Ontology annotation, cellular component: nucleus; cytoplasm. The transcript has 18 exons. The record is from RefSeq and is a predicted model, not a curated record. Gene Ontology annotation, biological process: carbohydrate metabolic process; nucleotide-sugar metabolic process; regulation of DNA repair. The coding region runs from base 512 to 3253 and encodes 913 amino acids.
ACACGAACCUAACCCGACACAAAUACAGUGAAACCAUAGGACACUUAUCGCGUUAACUAAUUCGUUUAGUGCUCAACGAAUAUCAAAUUUCACUUGUUUCAAUUCAAUCGAAAUAAAAUGAAAACACAUGUAUGAUUUUUAAGUGUUACAAAAGAAAGUUUGAACGAUGUGCGGAUUUGUUUUUAUCACAUGGACUUUAUAGUUUUUUAUUAUGAAAAUCGGUAAUUUAAUUAUAUUUGUAUGAAUAAUCGCGUAGUGACGAUGCAUGAAAGCUACUAAAAAUAGCUGGGGUUCGCGCGCUCGGAUCGCCCGCAGCCGGCGCUCGUUUACUCAACACACACUAUUUCUGUCUAUAGAAUAUCAAUUGAAUACGGAAAACCAAAUGGAAUACUGUUCAGACGAUGAAAAAAGUGCGGAAAAAACGCGUAGUUGCUAAGCGACUGUAGUUGUAUAUGUAAAUACAUAACGUGUGCUUUUAGUGCUUCCUACGAGAUCAUUUUUGCCGAAAAGAAUGGCGCUUGUAAUGCUACCUUGUGACCUUCCAUGGUGGACAUCAGUCCAACGACACCUGAAGCAUCUCCUAGUUGCCUCUUCAUCUGCUAAGUUAACUGCCAGUAUGCUAAAAAUCCACGACAUGUGCAACAUUGGCAUCGACCCAGAUGACGACAUUAAGGACCCCGAUCUAUUGAAAGGGUUAGAACAGUUCUUAGAAGAGGAGCUAAGCGAUGAAGAGCGUAGAGUUUUUUUAGAUAACACAAUACGAAUUAUGGUCAAUAGAGCUUUACAUCUGAAAAAAUGGCGACCGCCAAAAGGACUUAUGUUUAGUCUUCAACAGCAGAGUGAGUCAAAUGAGCUCGAUUAUAACUUCCUAUCUUCGCUUAUUGCCCACGCGUUCUUCUCAACAUUUCCGAAGAGGACUCUUAAAACACACCCGACUCUGCAAGAUUUUAAUUUUACACAUUUUUUUAGGAAUUUACAUAGAAAGAGUCAACGAAGUAAAUUAAAAAGCCUGUUGUACUACUACGAGUGGCUUGAUAGAAAUAAUAAUGAAGGACAAAUAAAAUUAAGCAGACAAGUGAUGACCUCAAAACAAUGGUUAACAAUAGAAGACUGGUUAGAAUGUACUCUUCCUUUAUGUAAAUUAAUGGUGAGACAUGAGGGUAGACCUGAGAGAUGUGAAAAUGAAGAGGCAAUGAGGCUAUGUUUUGCAACCAGAAGAAUUGGUGGAGAUGUCCUUAUUGACGGAGAAUCGCAGGAAUCAUUGACAAUGUUUAUGAUGCCAGAAUUAUUACCUGCGAUGCUGUCAGUCGAAUCUCUAGAAGACAACGAAGUAUUAAAAGUUGAAGGAGUUAGAAUGUUUAGUAGAAUCAGUGAAAAGAAAUCUAAAUAUAACUUAGAACUACUCGAAGAGCCAAAAACGGUUACAGUUUGCUUAAUGGACGCAGAAGAUUAUAGCAGUCUUCCAAUAGGACAAUGGGAAGAAGAUAAUAUUUUGAGGGAACUCAACAAAAGUCUUCUUGCAUUUCAACAAGCUCCGCCAAAAAGUCGUGAAAACUACAAGAAUGAAAGAAGAUUAUCACCCAUUGGCGAAUCUCUCAGCCAAACUCCGUCAGAAGUUGAAGCAACAGUUAUGAUAAAACAGGCGUCUUCUUGCAGUACAAUCAAUAGUCUGAAUAGCAGAAGUCCAUCGCCUCAGAACUAUUGCGCUGCUACGCUAAAUCUGAAUGACCCAAGUGUUGAAUUACAAAAGCGCAAAUGCUGGCUUUCACCUGAUGGUGGAACGUUAAAUAACCGUCGAGGAAGAUUUAUAGUUCUAGGUUCUUCUGGAGAAUGCCUACCAGUAACAAGAAACUCAGGCCUAUCGACCGCUGAGACACAAGAAGAUAGUUUAUAUUCAAGCUGCAACUCCAGCGAUGAUGAAUAUCACAGUGCUAACAACAGUUUUGACGAUGCGGGAAGUGAAGAUGAAGGCAGAGGUGAGAGUGGACGGCCAAAUUCAUUCCAGUAUUCUAAAGAGUUGUCAACGGAAGAGAGACGAUUAAGCUUUGCCGAUCGACUCCGUGAUGCUUUGAGAAGGGAAGCAGAAAACUCUUGUACUACAAGCAGUACCGGUGACUGGUCGACGGAUAGCUCUAGUUACGCUGUCGGCGUAAGUAUAUCGGGAGCUGAAGUCCACGACAACGAUAUAAGGGUUAAGCGGGGAGGAUCUGUUGGAUUUGUUUUAACUGAAGACGAAAUAUACGAAAAUGGAAACAAACCUCCAAGAAGGCUACUUUCAAGAAAAGAAACCGGAAACAGUUCAAAAUACAGCUUCAGCACAGAAUACACUUCUGAGUUAGAAGAAGUUUACGAACAAUUCAAUAAUUGGUUAAAUGACCCUAUUGUUGAUAAUGAGUCAGGAGACAACAAAAACCGGGAACUUGAUUCCAGAGAUUUGGCUGUAAUAAGAUUUGCAGGAUCGCUAUUGAAAAGGACGCUAAGUGAAUCAAUGGCUAGCGGCGCGACCGGAGUUGGGUCGACAGAAGCGGAAGCAGCAGAAUUAUAUGGACGGGAUUCGAGGGAGAGAGUAGCCCCUCGACGUUUGGCCUUAGCGGCAAGGUCUUUGUCGCUUGAACUAGCAAGGCACCGACAUCGACUGGCUGCGCAUUUGAGAGAUAAAGUUAAAGAAUCUAUACCGGAAGAGAUAGUUCGACAAUCAGAGAGUCCAAUUUUGAAGACCGAUUCAAAUAGUUUCUGCUCCAGUUCGGCUUCCAGUUGCACAACGCAGUUAUCCAAUGAUAGAAAACAAUUUAAUGAUCGAAAGAAAAAGCUAAAUUGGGUUGUAAAUAUGAUCGUAGAGACGAUUGAGGAGACGGUCGUUUGUGAACCAGUUACGAUUAAAAUAAAGAAACCUAAGCUGAACGAGUUAGCGAACAAAAUAGUAGCGGGAGGGACUACCAAAGCCGUGGCGACGGGCAACUGGGGCUGCGGUCAUCGUCUGCGAGGGCAUCCGCAGCUCAAAUUGUUGCUCCAGUGGAUGUCUGCGAGCGUUGCCGGAGUGCCAGCUCUCUUCUACUAUACUUUCGGGAAUGAAAAAUUGUUUAAGUUGGACACACUUGUGAGGGUGUUAGUGGACAGAAAAUGGACAGUCGGACAGCUGGCGAAAGCGGUCCUCAAGUACGCACGACAAUACCUUCACGAACCCAAUGUCAUACCAGAGAAUCACUCACUUUUCGACGAGUUGAUCGGCAUUGAGAAAAUACCAGAUGAUUAAUUAUAGAUAACUAAAUUCCGAAGUUAGGUAUUCUGAAAAUAGAAUUGUUAACACGUUGAAUGACAUAACUCGUUAAAAAGGUUUCUAGGCUUUGCCCUGCUACAAAUAAGCCAACCGAAACAACCCAAUUAUAAGAAAAAAAAACGUCUAGAGGUAGCAAUUUCAGUCGUUGAUAUGAAGAUUUUUAUGAUUUUGAGUGGUUUGUCAUUUAUAUAAUGUAUUUUCUGCUAAUGUUUGAGUACAGUUUUAGAUUUUAUACACUGAACGCAGAUGGCAAAUAAAAUUUGUUGCAAAAAUUGCUAGUGCUAAAGUUAUCUGGUUCAUUGCGCAUAAACGGCCGUUUAUGCACCGUUAUUUUGAGUAGCUUACAAUUUCAAAAAACUAGGAAUGCGACCGAACAAACAACCCAACCUUCGGUAGCGCGAGCUCAAAUAUACUAAAGUAAUAUGAAUAAAUACUUUUUGCAAGGUCCUAGCUUAAAAUCUGUGACUGCAAAAUAUAUAAAAAUGACACAUGACAUUGACGGAUUGAGUUCACUUAAUUUUGUUCCUACCUGCGUCCUGCUGUAAUAAUUUUAAAUUUUCAUUCGAACAGUACAAUGCUUACGCAGGUAAAAUAUGACUUUAAAAUCGCUUUAAUUUUAUUAUUUUACGCCGCCAAAGAUUAUUAAGAAUUUAUUUGGCUAACAAAAUCUAUACGGUCUACGUCUCGAUCGUUAAUUUAAUCAAUAAUGUCAAAUGUGUUAAAGAUGAUUUUUCAUUGAUCCUCAUUUACUUAAUUCAUAAUGUGUAUUGAAAUGUUCAAAUUGUUUUUUCAUUAGGUAAAUUAUUAUUUGCCAUUUUGUAUGGUAAUCUCAAUGCUCAAUUAAAGCAACCAAACUUCGAUGCAUUUACGAGUUUUUAUACAAAUAUUAUAUUUAUAUGGUACCUCGGAUUUAAGGGUCAAUACGGGGUGCGUAGAUAAAUUAUAUAUUUUUAACUUGGUUAACUCAAUUCAUACUGAUAUUUUGAUAAUAAUAAUUCUAUUAUAAGCAACGAGAUACUAAUCUAUACCUAAAUAAAACUUAAGUCUUAUGAAAUCUCAAUCAUCAUUCAAUAUUACUCUAGAUUUACUAUGCACCUCGUUUUAAUGUAGAUAACAACCUUAAAAAUAAACAUUAUAAAUAUGAUGACUGGCCAUGGCUUUGUUAAUGCAAAGCGUCGUAAACAUUUUGUUUAGCAACAAAGUUGAAUCAACGUGUUGCGGAGUUGCUGUCAUGUUGCGAAUGUUUACAGAAAUCAUCUGUAAUUAUUAAUAAAUGUUGCCGUGUUUGCAUCCAGUUUAUAAAUAUAGAAAUGUCGAACAAUCAUAAGAUCAUGUAAUAAAUAAAACUACAUCAAUAAUAAGAUUUAUUAUGGGAUUAUUCAAGCAAGGAAUAUAAGCAUAAAAACAAAAGAACGAUGCAUUUUCAAGCUCCAAAUAUACUUACAACAAAACAAAUAAUAAAUCUAAUCUUAUGCAUCAGAUACAGAGAAAAUAUAUAAUUUACUUCCUCGGGCAACAUUUUAACGCAAUUGACCAAAACUGGCGUGUCGACAAGCUAUUUUGAUUUAAGCAAAGUUUCUAGAAACAUUCCCGCCGUACAUCGACUAUUGCUAAACAAAUGUGUAAAGAAUACAGGCUUUAAUUUAUGAGAUAUUCACAGAAAGCAAUAUUAUCUCUGUUAUAAAAAUCGAGGAUUUGUCACAGAACAUAUUUUGUAGUAAUAUUCUUUGUUUUACGUUUGAUUACAUGGCAACAUUGAAUAUAAUAAUAACCAUCAUUAGUUAUCUUUUAAUAAGGAAUGUAAAACAUUUUACAGUAACAUUAAUUUGUACAUUUAAAUAGUAUCUACGAAUAAAUCCGUGCACGUUACCAUGACAACCUCAAGGAACGCGACUUCCCGAACUUGUUUCUCAACUUGGCCUGGAGUACAUUUAACACAUUUAGGCCAAGGGUGUUAUUACGUCACCUUGCACUGGUCUCAAGCUAUGGUGCACGAUAAAUAAAAUAAUACUUAUGUUGUUCUUAAAAUUGUACUGUAAAUAACGUUGAUAUUGAUACAAUUUAUACGUGAAUAAAUCUUAGUGGAACUCUCAUCCCUGUUUACUUAUGUAAGUAACUCUGUGUGUGUACAUUUAGGUCAGAUUGAGAUUAUAAUCAUUAACACAUGUUACAAUAUGUGUGACAAUGCAGGCAAUUAAUAUGUGCACAGAUUCUAUAAAGAGGUCUUCCAGUCUCAAUGUGUCCAAAGUUUAACAACCACUUUAUGUAACCAUUUUUAAAUAACGAUGCGAAAUAAAUAAUACGUGCGUCA